CGUCCCGGGGUGUUGUAGUACAUCGGACGCCUGCCGCCGCAUCGUAGUCGCUACGAGGAGCCCGCUCUCUCCAUCCAUACACGCGCGCGCGACCCGAACCACUUCGCCUCCACACGCUCCAAGUUUUCGCACCGGCCUCGACUCGUCGUCUAUUCGAUACUGCGCACAUAGUCGCCAUCGCGCGCCCGUGUGCUGGACUGGGGACUACAAAUCCAGCGAGCGUGUGAAUUAUGGCUCUGGCGCCAGGCGAUCGUAAGCGCGUCAAAGUCUAUGAGCUCAAGAACAAUGAUUGGUUCGAUCGGGGCACGGGUUUCUGCAGAGGGGUCGUAACAAGCCAGGAGGAAGCGAGGAUCCUUGUUCUCUCCGAGGACGACCAGACGCGACAGUUACUGGAGACGCGGAUCUCAAAAGACGAUGGUUACCAAAAGCAGCAGGAUACGCUUAUAGUAUGGACCGAGCAAAAUGGUACCGACAUGGCCCUCAGCUUUCAGGAGCCAGAGGGCUGCGCCAGUAUAUGGGAUUUUGUGAACGAAGUGCAAUCGCGGUUGCAAGCGCUCGCGCAGGACGAUGGCCUCUCAGACGACAUCGACCACAUUAGCCCCAUACUGCUUCCUAAUCCUGACCUCGGCAACCUGCACGAGAUCGAGAACCAUAUGCGCGCAGCAAACUCCACGCCCGGUGGUCGCGAAGCCCUAGCAAAGUUCAUUCUCGCCCAGAACUACAUUCCCAAGUUGAUACCUUUGGUAGAGAUGGCCGAGGAUCUUGAGAGCGUGUCAGAUUUACAUCGACUAUGUAGCAUCAUGAAGAUGCUCAUCUUGCUCAACGACACCUCCAUCAUCGAAUACGUGGUCACAGAUUCGGUGGUACUGGGUGUAGUCGGGGCCCUGGAGUAUGACCCAGAUUUCCCAUUGCACAAGGCUAAUCACCGCCAGUAUCUCGGCGACGAGUCCAAGUUCAAAGAGGUGGUCAAGAUAGAGGAUGACAGCAUCAAGAGAAAGAUCCACUACACAUACCGACUACAAUAUCUGAAGGACGUCGUACUCGCGCGCAUUCUCGACGAUCCUACAUUCUCUGUCCUCAAUUCGCUCAUAUUCUUCCACCAAGUCGAUAUUGUUCAGCAUCUACAAGCGAAUGGACCAUUUCUCAAGGAGCUUUUCGGCAUCGUUGGACCCAAAGAGCAAAGUCUGGCGCGAAAGAAGGACGCGGUGCUUUUCAUUCAGCAGUGUUGCACCAUUGCGAAGAGCCUGCAGGCUAAUAGCCGGGCACAACUAUACCAGAACUUCAUCAGCAAUGGUUUGCUGGAAGUGAUACAAUUUGCGCUUAAGCAUCAGGAUGCCUCCAUACGCUUGGCCGGGAUUGACACACUAAUUUCCCUCAUCGACCACGAUGCCCUGAUGGUGCGGAGCUAUAUUUUUAAGGCGAUCCAGGAGAAGUCGAAACCACUGACUGAUACCAUCAUCGAGUUGCUCUUGAUUGAAGUAGACCUGGGAGUUAAGGCGCAGAUGGCGGAUGCCAUCAAGGUCCUACUCGAUCCCAACGCCAACUCGGCAUCAAUAGAAGCGCUCGGGCGGACGAACAGCGACUUCCUGGCGAAGAUGAGGGGCCAAUUACCAUCCAUACCUCAAACGGACUCCUUCAUACAGAACUUUUACGAUGAGUCCGCACGGAAACUGUUCCAGCCUCUUAAGGACCUCGAAGGCCGACAGUCAAUGGACGAUCUUACCAUGCAGGAAGUGUCAUUAUACGCUCAUCUGGUAGAAGUUCUUUGCUUCUUCAUCAGACAGCAUGCCUACCGCAGUAAAUAUUUCGUCCUGUCGGAAGGCCUGGGGGCACGGGUCGCUCAGCUCAUGGAUUGCCCAGAGAAACAUCUAAAGCUGACUGCACUCAAGUACUUCCGUACUGUGAUUGGAUUCCAUGACGAGACACACAACCGUCAGAUUAUCCAGCACCAAUUGUUCGAACCGAUCUUGAAGAUUUUGUUCGACACAAUGCCACGCGACAACCUCCUAAACUCAGCAUGUUUAGAACUGUUCGAAUUCAUCAAGCGUGAGAACAUCAAAAUGAUUGUCCAACAUCUCGUCGAAACCUACCGAGAGAAGCUACAGGGGAUAACUUAUGUCGACACUUUCCAAAACCUCAUACUGCGAUACGAUCAGAUGCACGAACCAGUGACUACCCAAGAGCUGGACCACUCGUUUACUAGUGUAGACAGCGAUACACCCGCUCGGCACGUUGGAGCUGUCAACGGUGGAAAGUGGGGCCAAGGUCUUAAAGACGUAGAUGCAGACGAAGAGGCCUACUUCAAUGCGUCAGACGACGAAGACGAGAACAUUUCUGGUACCGGAAAGCCUGUUCUCAACGGAGCUUCGCCCGUGCGACCUCUCGUCAACUACCCUGACGAUGAUGUCGACGAAGAUGACAUGGACAUCCUCGCAGCAGACGUACCCAUCUUAGUCCACAAGAUGUCAGCGGCAACGCAGACUCCAGAAAAGACUACGUCACCUGUAUCGGCAUCCGCUGGAUCACCACCUGAACGCAUCUCGGAGAAGCGACGCAGAGAAGAGGAUGAGGAGGACGAGCUCCUUGCAAACAUUUCUACGACUACUGGGCCCAAGCGCCGCGCUUCGACAUCUAGCAACACAAGUACAGGCAGCUUACGGAGCCUCCGUCGAAAAUCACCAAACAUCAACUCCGGCAAAGACGGCGGUGGAGGACCGAAAAAGAUAUCAUUGUCUAUACCAGUAAAGAGCGGUGGUGAGGGCGGGGAGGGUGAAUAAUACUGCACCCCGAGACGAGGAAUGGAGUAUGUGGA
Cucurbitaria berberidis CBS 394.84 is the source of this 2812-nucleotide messenger RNA. RefSeq names its product DUF625-domain-containing protein. The record is from RefSeq and is a predicted model, not a curated record. The transcript has 8 exons. NCBI's taxonomy places the organism in Eukaryota, Fungi, Ascomycota, Dothideomycetes, Pleosporales, Cucurbitariaceae. Gene Ontology annotation, molecular function: protein phosphatase activator activity. The coding region runs from base 231 to 2777 and encodes 848 amino acids. Gene Ontology annotation, cellular component: protein phosphatase 4 complex; nucleoplasm. Gene Ontology annotation, biological process: protein dephosphorylation; DNA damage response.